This is a messenger RNA of Pocillopora meandrina, 7746 nucleotides long. The record is from the annotation of a GenBank genome assembly. NCBI's taxonomy places the organism in Eukaryota, Metazoa, Cnidaria, Anthozoa, Scleractinia, Pocilloporidae.
AUGGCAGAGGUAUCUACAGCGACCAAUUGUUCAGUCGAUAGCACAGAACUGGACAGUUUCAUGAUUAAAAAUCCUUCCACUGUUGCAAUUCGAGGUGACUCUGAUAACCAAGAUGUCGACGUGGAAAGUAAGCGUUGCUGCAACAGCCAGAGGUUUAUCGUUGCUAUUAUCGUUCUUCUUGGAAUAACGUGCUUGAUAAUUGGAAUCGUUUUAAUCUCGCUUGCCAAAGAUAAACACAAGGGCGAAUGUGAUGUAAAACAGGAUAAAAGUCAUCAGACAAACCAAACUCAAACUGCAAACUCAGACGAGUGUGCGCCGUCAGAGGAAGCUGUGAGAGCGUCGCUUUACAAACUUCUCGAGAAAAUUCAGUUCGAAACUUACGUCUUAAACCCAAAUUUGCUACGUUUCAAUCCAGAUAAGACACCCGAGGAAAUCCGCCGUGAUUUCAAACCCUACGAUCCGACACCUUCCGAGAUCAAACGAAGAACAGACGGAGCCUGGCGACUGCUUACGGAGAUCAAUAAGACAAAUAUCGACUCGGCCAAACUGAAGCCACGAGAGAGAAAAGCAAUAUCACAAAUAAAAUUCUAUCUUCGGCACGUCUUCGGACAUCCUUACGACGGAAAUUACUACUCGGGUGAUUGGAUGUUGGGUCCGAAUUUCUUCUGUUGGCAGCCGAUCUGCGUUCUAGGAGAAGAAAUUUCCGGUAGUUUACGGCAUUUUGCACCUAAAAAUUUAAGCGAUAUGGAGGUCAUUCGGAAUAUUUUGGAGUCUUACAAUAAAUCGAUUAGUCGAUACACCCAAAAUGUGAAGCUUGGAGUAAAGGCCGGAAUGGUUGGUUCAAUUGAAGAGUGUCGAGCGGGGAUUGAUUCCUUGAAGGAAUACUUCAGCCAUAUUUACACUGAGAGAGAAGGUAUGUUUCUAACAGCGUGCAGCUGGUUUCACUAGUUUUCUUCUGUUAUUUCAAUGUUGUUAAAUAUUAAAAAACUCGUAAUUCGCAUAAUUUCGAAAACAUGAUAGCUUCGAGUUACAAACAAUCUUUCCUCACGGCAGAUUAUCACUUUAAAAAGUCUCGCGGCUUCUUUUAGUGCAUACAUGGAUAAACAUUAAUCAGGAAUAAUGCGUAACUUCAUCAUCAUUCUGAACUGAAAUUAAUGAACUAAACUGCUAGGUUGAGGCCCAAUGUCGGAAGGAAAAGAAACCAAACCACUGAAAAAAUUGCCAUGUAGCUACUCAGACAGAUUCGGAUUUUAGACUCUUUAUAUUUAGGCAGUAAGGGACGGUUUCAUUGGCAAGCGUUCCAUAUUACACUUUUAACUGCCUAUCGGCAUCUCUUGAGGGCUUAAAAAAGUCAUACAGUUUAUUUGCUUCAAUUUGUAACAAUUUAAGAACCCUCUCGGUAGUUGGUGAAGAUUGGCGUGACCCUCUAAACGCGUGCUGGAAUACUAUCUAAGCUCGCCAUGGGAUAUUUAUACAGUUUUCUAUAAUCUGGUAUGGAUAAGUUCUGCCAAUUAAAUUUACACUGCACGACUCACUGCUUGAUUUGAGACUGAAAGAAAAGUGAAGUUAAGUGUAAAUUUUUUUUAUUAAGAACUGCAACAGUUUUCGGAUUCAAAAUCAUUACUUGUUAGAAACGGAUUGUUUACAGCAGUUAAUCAGACAAAAGACAAUAAUCAUAAUGGCCAUGCUUUAUUUAUCAGCGUCACUAAAACCGGUGUCUUUUUGCGUAAACUAAAAUUGCUGAGUCAAACUCUCAGGAAGCUGUUUUUCGGAUAAACUUGCGCCAUGAAGGUUUGUACGCAAUAGCAUUUAUCUGCGUUCACAACAAAACUUGCGUCUAAGAACAAUGUGAGAAAAGUUUCCCACCAGAAUUUUGUUAAAGAUUAGAAAAGGCAGAUUGUCUCCUUAAAGUUGAAAUAUGAUCUUAAAACAGAUUUUGAAAUUCAUCAAUCCCACAUUGCAUUUAGACGGCUGGCUUUUAACGCUCUUUGAUUGGACAAUAAAAUCGGCCUCGCUCACCUUUUCAACCAAUCAGAAUUAGGAUUCAAACCAUUCGUAACUCAGUCAGUUGCUUUCGUUUUUGGUGUUGAGUUUUAGUUCUCAUUGGUAUCCAUGUGAUAUUUCAGUGUCCUUCCUGCUGAUUGGCCGUCGGGAUGAAAUCUAUUUGUUCCUGCGACACUCGAUUAAAAGGCGGUCUAUUUGUCGAUUAGUUGACUUGCUUUCAUCAACUGAGUAAAUAAUGUUAAUUGGCUACCAUAACGAGUUUCUUAAGCUGACGUUUUGAACGUUAGCCUUUCGUCUUGAGUAGUGUUUUAAAAUGCUCUUAUGAGAUAUCGACAGGGUCUAAAUAAUCCCAUAAGAGUAUAUAUAAAAAUAAGAGACUAAAUCGAAAUAAAACAUAAGAUAACAGAAAAUUAAGAGAGUACUUUUUGAAAAAGCCAUGCGGUACAUGCAAGCCUAUGAUAAAAAAGGAAAAAUUCUCAUACUCAUGUUUUUUUUUCCUCCAGGAGUGUUAAAAGAACCGUUUGUGCAAAAGCUGCUUGAUCCUUCUUUCUACGAAGGAUUGACGAAGGAAAUGAGGGACGAAUGGAAUAAACGCACAGGAAAGACGUUGGAGAGCUCCAUGGAGGAAUUCUUGAUCCAGAAUGUCGGUGCACCAAUGAAUGGAUUAUUUAGGUAUUGCUGAGUAGACAUGCAAAAUAGAUAAAGACAGUCUCGGUGAAUUCUCAAAUUUAGGAUCCACAUUGAAACAUGCCUCUUCAUGUCAAAGUGAGAGAAGCACCAGAUUAUCUGUUUCAUCUCCAAGAUCUCCUAAGAAAUUCUCCUUACUGUCUGUCAUACGCUUCUCAUGAUGUUAUUUGGGAGAGAAUGGUUUUGGAUCAAUUAAUAAUCCCCUAAUUUUUCCUAUUAUUAUUAUCAUUAUUCUCAUACUUGUCUGCUUGAUAUUUUUAUUGAUAUUUUAAGGAGAAACUCACAUGUUGAUUGUUGCUAAGGGGUUCGAGCACUGAACUUCGGAUCAUAAGGUCUACUUUCAAGCCCUAAAAUGAGUUAUUGUGUUGCGUUCUUUGGCAAAACGCUUAAAACUCUAACAAUACCUAUAUCCACCCGGAAGAAUAAAUAGGUGUCAGAAAUUGUAAGCUAUCAGAAAUAGACGAAUUCCUUCCGUAACUUGCUGUGCCGCCAGCCAACCCUACCGUGAGGGGCAGCGGCACUCUUUUGUCAUCAUCCAACUUUAGAAGAUUGCUACUUCCCCUUCAUCUACCUGUAUCUGUCGUCCGCCGAAAAGAGAUGAUAAGCAAUAACAGAGACGUCAGAAACACAACACAAUAAUCUGCUGAGAGCUUUUAGCGUAGACCAAUGCAUGCACGGUUUCUAUCUCGAUGCAACAAUGUAAUCCCUAACUUAAGAAAAACGCAUUUUCGAAAGAAUAGGUAAACAAAAUAUCAGUGUUAAAAACUGCAAACUUUAGAUAUCUGGCGUUGCAUCUCUUACGUGGAUUGUUUCCUUUCAGUUAUCUGGAAAAAGAGCACAUGAGCCAUUGUGUUCCAAGCAACAUUUCCAGUGGUCUUUUUAACCGCCCCUUGAAAUACGUGUACAUUGACGGCAAACCUGAUAUCUCACAGCCGACCGUGAGGAACCUAAGCACGGGGGAGAUUCUCAACGGGCCUCAGACUUAUGCCAGCAUGUUGUCCUAUUUUAUCACAACUGAUAUGACCCCUGACGAGGUGUACAACAAGGGAUGGGAGAUCUUGAAUCAAACCUAUCCUCAGGUACUUAAGGAUGAAUCUAUAAUUUCUGUUGGAAUCUUUCAUCAGAAUUGUUUUCGGCGAGGUCUUUGCUGGAGAAGAAGAAGCCGCCCCAAAUUUAACGGGAUUGGAUAGAAUAUUCACGUGGAAUGAUUACAUUGACAACGCUAACUAUUUGGAAAAAGUUAGAGUGAAAGUAAUUUAGGACUAGAUCUUCCGAACUUUUUCAGGGUAACUUGCUGCUUAGCUUAUCCUACUAUGAUCACUACUGGUCGCUUAAUUUAUUUAUUUUAUUUAUUUAAUCGCUUUCACCAUGAUCACAAUGCUAAAAUAAGACUAGGAAGAAGAAAUACAUUUGAAGAGGUCACAAGAACGAGAGACGAAGGUACGGGACACACAACAAAGCGAGACUUCAAAUUAAGUGUGCCCUUAAUUAGAAGGACUGGCUCUGUUUUAAAGUUAGUACUUGAUCUUUUGUCUGGUACUAACACAAUUCAGCUCAACGCACCGAGUUCUCCAAACACCCCACUGAUUUUAACUUGCAGCUUAUAUUUUUGCCAUUAUGUAGAUCCUUGCUCUUGCGAGAAACCUCACCGGAAAAAAAGCAGACCCAGAUGCUACAGUUGUGGAGGAAUUCAAAAAGAGAAUUACAUCUCAAGACAUGUACUACAACAAAGAGCCAAUACCAGCGAAUGAAAGCAACCAGUUGGCAGUUGAACGCUGCAGUACGAUCGAAGGUGCCAAGGAAUUUUGCCCGAAGAGAUGGGAGGCUCUACAAAAUUGGUUCAAAGCUUCUAGGGAGGUAAUUAAUGCAACGUUUAGCUGUAUUGGAGCGCGCAAUGUAAAUGUCACUUUUGGUUGAUGAUUAAGUUUAUUUAGUUAUGGAACUUGAAAAUUUACCUUUUUCUGUUUCUUUUUCUUAUCUGGACCCUCGUAAUGACAGAUUUAUUUUUAAAAGAAGUUGCUUUAAAUUUCCGCAGAGUGGCUAAGGCGAUUUUUCGGGAUUCCCCCGACUUCGUGAUUAUAGCAUUUACAAGAGGACGAGUGUCUCAAAAUCUGAACAAAUGCAGUGGCUUUCACGUAUCUCAAGAGAUAUUUUCUUGUCUGGGUUCUUUCCUGCUCCAGUUCCUAUUUUUUUUUCUUAUUUCAUGUUGUAUUUUCCUUCUUCAGUUUUCGUAGUCUCAACGAGUUUCGAUUCCGUUUGUGUAAAAAUCCCAAGUUACACAAAACACUCAAAUGCCUCAAAAUCUAAAAAAAUGUGGCAUAUCUUGAUGGAAGUUUUCUUUCCUGUUUUUCUUCAUAUUCCCUUUUUACAAUAUUAUUUCUUCAUUUUCAUUUUCCGAAGGCUAUGAGUUUCUUAGAACCAAAAACAGUCAACAUGUUUCAUUUCACUGGUGCCAAACAGACCACGCCAAGCUGCCCCGUUCAGCUUGCUCCGGACUUUAAUCCUUCCUCUGCCGCGCAAAGCUACGAACUCAGUGAUGCAGUUUGUUCAAAGAACUCCAGGUGAGGCGUAGGAAAUAUCAUCAAAUAACCAAAGAAGUAAAAUUUUUGGGACCCCUUUGUUCUGAUUAACACAGCUGACCUUUCUCAUUAGGCUAGUUGAAAUUUUGUAGGUACAAUGUUCCGUUUUUCCUCGAAAACAUGGGUCCAGUCUUCAGCGAGUGGAGUGUCAAUGCUCACGAGGCGAGACCUGGACACCACACUCAGGUAGGUGUAUAAUAACAGGAGUCCCUUACAGUAGAUGGACUAUUUUGUAUAUAGUUUUCACUUCACUGCUGUGGGAAUGGAGAAAAAAAAAACCGGCCAGCUCGAGUCUAUGUAUUGUAUUCUUGAGCAGGUCGCUUUCCUCUCGCAUUGCUCGUUUAUAAAUUAUGCUGGCGCGAAAAUUGCUACCGCAGGGGAGAGGGCGUGAAAAUUACUACCGGCCAACGGUCACGAAUUCCUAACUAAAUUCCUGGGGGGGGGGGUAAAAGACCCCUAGGAUGAGCCAGGGAGAACAACGAAACUGGAACAACUAAAACUUUGUCGAGAUCUUUUGGUUUGAAAGCUGAUUUACCUUAUGAAUAAUUAUUAUCGACAUCUUCAGUUAAUUUCAAUUCCUGUCCUAGGCUCAAGGUUUUGUUGAACAUUUCGCGGACAAGUGUGGCGGUGUGAUAGGCUGGGUGAACCAGAUCUCUCAGUCAAUUGCAUUUUCAGAGGGCUGGGGACUAUAUGCCGAGAUGCUUGUAGCUGAAGAUACUGAUUCGUACGAUAAUAAGCCGUGGCAGAGAUAUGGAGCACUAAAAUGGAGAGCAAGUUGAUUUUUGUUAAUACUUAACUUAGAUGACGCCUGAUCACAGUUUGCACACUGAAAAUUAUGCCUAAUUCAAUAGGACUGACACUCACCAAAGAGCUAGAUCGACUUUUUUUAUUUUAACUUAAAAGCUGAUGGUUUUUAACCUCGCAAAUUUUUUCCCGCAAAAUGAAUACAGACAACUUUCCAAUGUACAACAUCAAAAAGUUGUCGGAGACAAAAUUGAGCAAUCACUUUCACUGUAAUUAUCCUCAAGGCAUUUAAAAGUUUUACCGCAUGUAUGAAAGUUGUUGGUGCUCUUAGCCUUGAAACUUUUUCCGCUGUUGUUGCAGUUUCGUAUUGUUACUGCCAUAUUUCCUUUUUAUCUUUAGCUUUGGCGGGCCCUCCGUCUUGUACUGGACGCAGGCCUCCAUAGCAAGGGCAUGACUCGCCGAGAAGGACUAGAUCUAUUGGCCAAUUACGCUUGGGAUACGUCCGAUAUUGCGCGCAAAGAAAUGACUCGAUACCAGUCUGGCCCGGGUCAAGCUAGCGCGUACAUGAUUGGUCAGCUGAUGAUUCAGAAAUUAAGGGACUACGCAGAGAGGAAGUUGAAGGAAAAGUUUGACCUAAAGGACUUUCAUUACCAGGUAAAAUAUGGAAGUGUUUAUAACUAGAUGUAUUUCUUAUUGCGUUCACGACUAUUGAUGUUAUAUGACUGGCUUAUACCAUUCUAUAUUUGUAUGGAAUUGUUAAAUUGUACUUUUUUCUUAUUUGGGCACUAAGAAAAUCAGUAUUGCAUUUAUGGGCGAAAACUCACAAUCUUUGUUUUCAAUUUUAGAUUCUCAACCAGGGCUCUGCGCCGAUGAGUUUCCUCGAGAGUCAUAUCCAGCAAUAUGUCGCUUGCAAGUUAGACGAUAAAUCUCCCGGAUGCGAGCUCGUCUUGCAGCCAUUAGGCGUUGAAGUGAAAACGAAGCAAAAAAGCCAUGCUGAGAACCAACUUUCCUCAGAAUAUUCCAACUUUUUCAACCGGCCGUAUCCAAGGAGGCUUUAUGUUUGAUGAGCUUACAAAAUUUUAGUAUGUCCAGUACUUCUAGUUAGCAAUCGUAGCAAUUCUCCGAGUUUAGAAAAGAAAUCCAAUCGAAAAGAAGUCGGGUCAUAAGUGAGUGCUUUCACUGGCAAUACCCCAAAGGAUCAUUAAGUGCAUUUACAUUUUUUUAUUGAUUCCUAACUUUUUUCACACAAUUUCUAAAAUAGUGCAUGUAUCCUAACUGACUUUUAUACGUUGUCAAUAACGUUCGUUAGCUAUAUCCACAGUCAGUACUCCCUUUAACAGUUCAACCAUGUAUCUCGCGUUCAAUGAAAAACAUCAAAGUUUUUAACUCUGGGGAGCUUUUUGGUAAAUGAGUCAUCGAGUAGAGAAUUUCAUUCACUUAGUUCCUUCAUAUUUAUAAACACCCUAUGGAAGAGUUUCCAGUUUUAUCAAGUCGCCUUUAAGCAACGAACCCAUUAGACUAUUAAUAAAUUAAUGCUUCAGUAGCCUUUUUUAGUCUUCUUUUUCAAUAACCUGCUCGUGUGCUGUAGCCAGCUUAAAUUGAGUAAAAACGCUUGUUAAAUAGUAGGAUCAGAAUAUUUAUGACAUUUCGGAAAUAAGAGUGUAAUCACAGUCAAAACCAGGCUUUUCCAACAAAUGACAAUUUUGACAGCUUUGUAAUCGAAUAAAGGAUG